AUAGGUACCGCUCGCGUCGAACAGGCUCAUUAUUGGCGUGCCGAGUGGUGGUAGAUCACCUAGUAACUGUAACAUUACCUAGACAUCAAAUAUUAUAAUAAGUAUGUAUGUAGGACAUAAUAACAAAACAUGGCAGAACAAAACAUCACAGAACCAAAAAACAGAUGUGAUGUCUGUCAUGGCGUAAUCAUAAAAUACCUAUAAAAAAAUUACUUAUUUAUUAAUGCUUUAAAUAAAUUAUAUACUUUUACGUUAUAUAACUAGCUAAGUACCUAUUAUACCUAUUCUUUGAUUUACUCACUGCUGAGUAUAUAUUAAUGUGGCUGCGGCAGAUGUCAGCGAAAGAGGAGAGGAACGUUAUUUUAGAAACAUCUGUGGUCGGGUUAGGUCGUGUUACCGGGCCGAUUUCUGUUGCCUCCAUGUGCUAAGUUUGUUUUAUUGUAGAUAUUGUUUUAAUAAAUACAUCUUAGCUUUUAUCUGACUUUGGAUCAGAAAUUUCUACCGAAUAAUUUUUGUACUUGUGUGAAAUAUAUAAACAAUAAUCAUGAAGCCCCCGUACAAAAUUGCUGAUGAGAAGUUGGCUGAGCUUGGCCGCAAAGAAAUCAUGUUGGCAGAGAAAGAGAUGCCCGGUUUGAUGGCAUGUCGCCGCAAAUAUGCUCCUAGCAAAAUCCUUAAAGGAGCUAGAAUUGCUGGCAGUCUCCACAUGACUGUGCAGACAGCUGUCCUCAUAGAAACUCUUGUAGAGCUUGGAGCUGAGGUACAGUGGUCCAGCAGCAACAUCUUCAGUACACAGGAUGAAGCGGCUGCGGCUUUGGUUGCCGUAGGUAUCCCGAUCUACGCCUGGAAGGGAGAAACUGAAGAGGAAUACGUAUGGUGCAUUGAGCAGACAUUAGUAUUCCCUAAUGGAAAGCCACUUAACAUGAUCCUGGACGAUGGUGGCGACUUAACGAACUUGGUUCACAAGAAGUUCCCGCAAUAUUUAGAGGGCAUUAAGGGUAUUUCUGAAGAAACUACCACUGGUGUACACAAUUUGUACAAAAUGUUCCGUGAAGGUUUACUGAAGGUACCUGCCAUCAAUGUAAACGACUCAGUCACUAAGAGCAAAUUCGAUAAUUUGUAUGGAUGCAGAGAAUCAUUGCUAGAUGGAAUUAAAAGAGCUACAGAUAUCAUGGUUGCUGGUAAAGUGUGCGUAGUCGCUGGCUACGGUGAUGUCGGUAAAGGAUGCGCUCAAGCAUUUAAAGGAUUUGGAGGCAGAGUUAUUGUCACUGAAAUAGAUCCCAUUAAUGCCCUACAAGCAGCUAUGGAAGGAUUCCAGGUAACAACCAUGGAUGAGGCUGCUGAAGUGGGACAGAUAUUUGUCACUACUACAGGAAACUUAGACAUUAUUUGCAAGGAACACUUCUUGAAAAUGAAAGAUGAUGCAAUUGUUUGUAAUAUUGGUCACUUCGACUGUGAAGUAGAUGUUGCUUGGCUCGAAAACAAUGCCAAGAAAGUAAACAUUAAACCACAAGUAGACCGCUAUGAGCUUGACAAUGGAAACCACAUCAUUGUCUUGGCAGCGGGACGUCUUGUUAACUUAGGAUGUGCCACAGGACAUUCAUCAUUCGUCAUGUCAAACUCUUUCACUAACCAAGUUCUGGCUCAGAUCGAACUUUGGACAAGGCACAAUGUAUACCCUGUUGGAGUUCACACCCUGCCUAAGAAGUUGGAUGAAGAAGUGGCUGCCUUACAUUUGGACCAUCUUGGUGUAAAACUAACUAAGCUCACGCCUAAACAAGCUAAAUACAUCGGCGUCCCUGUCGAGGGGCCAUACAAGCCAGACCACUACAGAUAUUAAUAAUUGUAAUAUUUAACAGCACACUUUCUUGUAAGUUAUACUGUGUUUGAAUGUAAGAAUAUCUUUGAAAAAAAGUACUUAUGGGACUAACAAUAAUGUCAGGAUACUAAUAUUAGUAUCAGUAAUGUACCUUCUGAUUUAAAUAUGUUACUAAUGGUUUGCGGUUUCUUGAGAAAGUGAAUAAAUUUACACCAGAAAAGAG
Molecule: messenger RNA, 2039 nt
Organism: Spodoptera frugiperda (fall armyworm)
Lineage: Eukaryota; Metazoa; Arthropoda; Insecta; Lepidoptera; Noctuidae
Gene: Ahcy
Product: adenosylhomocysteinase
Exons: 4
Coding region: 545-1837 (430 amino acids)
Biological process (GO): L-methionine cycle
Cellular component (GO): cytosol
Molecular function (GO): adenosylhomocysteinase activity
Source: RefSeq, a predicted model, not a curated record